AUGAAGAGUCACCUCCCUGCGUCAAUGGAGUCCGUUCAGACGAGCCUCGGCCUGAGAAACGGAAGCGCACCAGCAAAGACGACCCCCAAGGACCGUCGUGUUCAUUAUGUCGCAGGCGAAAGGCAAAGUGCUCGAGAGAUCAACCAUGCGGCACUUGUAUCAAGCUCGCUGACCUACUUGCUGGUAGCGACGCUGGAAAAUAUGUUUCUUGGUCAGGGUGUUCUCUGGCAGCAGAUCUGGAACAGCAUCAAGCAGCCAAAUAACCAGCAGUACGGGCAAACCCCAGACUCCCAUCCAGAAAUCUCGAUCCAGCAGAUGGCAUCUGAUGUCCGAAGACAUCUCACUGAAUUACCAUUAUCGGAAAUCGGUCAACAAGUCGAUUCGGUCGUGGAAGGACUUCAACCAGGAAGCACUUUCGAUGGGACACAUACACACCCGCCGAAAAAUACCCCAAGUCUUCAACACCACGUUAGCCUGGGUACACUCCCUCCAGACGACCUAGUAGACUCCAUGGUCAACAUAUACUUCAACCAGAUCCAUCCUUGGAUACCGAUGUUACAUCAGACAACAUUCCGAGGGUUACUGUCUAAUCCCGCAGGAAGAGUGCGAGUAUCGACAAUACUGCAUGCUAUAGUGUCUCUGUGUAUACGAUUCUCAGAUGACCCACGGCUACAGAAUGCUCCAGAACUCCGUACUCAAUAUUCCACUAUCUGUAGGCAGACAGUCAUACUUGCGAGUAUGGAGUCCUUUUCGGUCGAGAACUUGCAAGCAAUGACAAUUUGUGCAUUUGACAUUAUUGGAAGCGGCAGAGGUCCCUCGGCAUGGUCCAUAGUCGGCAGCAUGUCUAGAACCGUUGAACAACUACGUCUGAGCACUGAGGAGGAGGAGACCCAGUCACAUCAGUCUAGGUCAAAGGCUCUAAUCGAGAGAGUGGCCUUCCUCCCCCCAGCGCCAACAUGGGCCGAAGUAGAAGAGCGGCGCCGCAUCUUCUGGAAUGUCUUUCUCAUGGACCGCUUCUGUAGUAUCUGUACUGGCUGGAACCUAUCGUUGACCAGUGCUGAUGUCACGAGGAGGCUUCCUUGCGAAGGCGCUAUAUGGGAGACUGGGGAACCAAGCCAGACUCCUACUCCGUACUUUGGAAUCUCAACUCGGUCCCACGACCGCGAGAAGGAUUAUCUGCCAGCUACUCGCGAAACCGAAGAUGGGCAGGCUUCUCUCGGAGGCUUUGCCUUUUGCAUAGAGGCAACGGAGAGUCUGAGUCUUGUCACGUCGUUCUUUCUCCAAUACCGCGUUGAUUUCAAGGAGGUCCAAGAAGUUCAGAGGUGGCUUAUGAGAUUUAAGCAGUUGGACUUGCGACUCGUACAAUGGAAGUUCUUUCUCCCCGAGAAAUGGCGCAAGGCUUGCCAAUUCAACAAUGACGGCAACUUGGAUCCCAAUCUGGUACUUGCGCAUAUAGCGCACAACACUGCCGUUGUCCUCCUACACCAGGGCUUAGCUUAUCCACCAGCAGAAUGGCAGUCUCUUCCUGUCAGGCUGCCUUCUGCUUCCAGUGCAGAGACUUGCCAUGUCGCGGCUGACGAGGUUACCACGAUCGCAGAGCAAUUCCUUGGUCACUCAAAUGUGCUUAUUAGUCCACAGUUUUCCUUUUGCCUCUUCGUGUGCGGCAAGAUGCUGCUGACCCAUGCCGCAUAUUACCAGUCCGCUCUGACCUCAUCUUUUGACUCCGUUUUAUCGAGCCUCGAGGAGAUAUCUCGUAGGUGGAACGGGGAGCAGCCUCCAGCACGAGCCAAUCUGGCUUCCAAGUUUUGCUCGCGUCUCAAGAAGGCUCGCAUUGAAGGUUCUGGCUCGGUCGACAUUCGGGAAGCCUUUGCCGAGAAGCAAGAUACUAUUCCCUCAUCAAGAAAUGCAGAUGUCAGCUUUCGUAAUACCGGGCUUCAAAGGAUGAGCACUUCGACUGAAGUAACAGUACCAGGCGCAUUAGAAGGAGAAAUCGGCAUUAAUGGUACUCAGACAGAGUCGCCCGAGAGCAUUUCUUUGGCUUUCCCUCCACUUCCGCUGUCAUUCCAGAUGGGCAACGCAACUCAUGAUUCAAUGUUCGCCGCGCAGGCAAAGGCGGGCAAUGACAUGGGAGAAGUGGUCGAGUUCAAUGAGCACUCCAGUUACCGAUCGAGAUUGGCUGUAUUGAAGCUAAAUUCAGCGCCUACAAGUGCCAUGGACGACUUACCUCGCAAGCUUGAUGCCUUUGGCCCUGCUAUUCAAGAGUUGAUGAAGCUCAGUGGCACGCCAGGCUUGAGCCUCUCGGUCGCGACCAAGAAUCAGCCUGUCUAUCACGCCAACUACGGCUUUCGAGACCUCCAGAACAGACUUAAAGUUACAGAAGAGACCAUAUUUCCAGUAUGUUCACUCGCCAAAGGCCUGUCGGCCGCGGCCAUGGGCAUAUUGGUUGACGACGGCAUUGCAUCGUGGGAGAUGCUUGUUAAAGACGCGACACCCUCUUUUCAUCCAAACGACACUGAUCUGUAUAACAACACAACACUAGCGGACCUCUACAGUCACCGUAGUGGUAUGUCAUCCUGCGGAAACCUGGUUGGUGGUUGUGAGGGCAACCUCUUGAUUAGCAAAGACGACUGCAUGCGGGUCGUUAAUCACCAGACUCUGGUCCCCACGAACCUCGGUUCGUUUGCAUACAAUAGCACUGCUUAUGACGCCUGCGAUGAGGGUUUCAAAAGCCUCAGCGGCACUCCUCUUGACGACUUCCUCCAGCAGCACGUCUUCACUGAGCUCGGCUUGCGAAGAACCUUCAUGAGACCCCCGCCCAGCGACGCAGAUGAUGUGACAAAGUCCUAUAACGCCUUGGAUGAUGGCACGCCGUGGUCUAUACCGAGACCUAAGCUUGGUAUGGAUGGUAUCGGGUGCGGUUCCGGCAGACUACGGUCUUGCGCUGCUGACUUGAUCAAAGUCUAUACCUGCUUUAUCCAGAGCUUCAACCAUGAGUGUCAUACAGGCCAAACCUCUACACCAGGCUCCCCUCUGAAGCAGGUAUCGGCGAUCAUGUCUCCUCAUGUGCCAAUGCUCUCAACCGAGAGGGGCGAGGUGUCUUAUGGACUGGGAUGGGCGCGUGUGCAACUGCCCAACACCAUGGGACACAUCGGAUUGAAUGGCAGGUUAAUGCCACAUGGCAUGCCGGUUAUUGUGAAAGGAGUAGCUGACGAGCUGAUACUAUACCAUCAAGGCACGCUCCCAGGCGCUCUUGUGGUUGUUAUACUGAUUCCGCGUACGGAAACCGUCGUGUUGGUCAUGAGCAACAGCCUCUCACUUACGGAUGUGCCUGACUGGGUCUCACAAAUGGUACUCGAAGAGAUCAUGGAUAUUCCGAUCGAAGACCACACCGAUUUUGCAACAUACGCAAAGACGUCUAUCGCUAUCAACUUGGGUUGGUAUGACCGGAUUGCCCAAGGUCUCAUGCAAGUCCAACCACAGACCAUCAAACCUCACAGAUCUUUGGAGUCUUACAUAGGAAAAUAUCUAGACGAAAGUCGCGUUUUCAGCGUUGUGGUCACUGCGAAAGAGGGAGUGCUCUUUUGGGCAUUCCAGGGAAUGGAUUCGGAAAGGUACAAGCUGACGCAUUAUGAUGGCGAUACUUUUACGUGGUUGCAACCACGGAACGACUUGUCACGCCGGGGUAGAUGGGUAUUGGGAAAUGAUAACGAUCCGUUGUUCUGGAAGAUAGAGUUCGGUGUCGAUGAACGUGGCAGUGUAAAAAGGGUGCUCUGGCGACACGACCCUUCUCUAAAUCUCAUAGUCUAUUCGCGAUAG
Fusarium tjaetaba is the source of this 3816-nucleotide messenger RNA. RefSeq lists its product as uncharacterized. Gene Ontology annotation, molecular function: DNA binding; zinc ion binding. Gene Ontology annotation, cellular component: nucleus. The record is from RefSeq and is a predicted model, not a curated record. Gene Ontology annotation, biological process: DNA-templated transcription. NCBI's taxonomy places the organism in Eukaryota, Fungi, Ascomycota, Sordariomycetes, Hypocreales, Nectriaceae. The coding region runs from base 1 to 3816 and encodes 1271 amino acids. The transcript has 4 exons.